Messenger RNA from Hansenula ciferrii, 327 nucleotides. RefSeq names its product 40S ribosomal protein eS25 (gene RPS25B). The coding region runs from base 1 to 327 and encodes 108 amino acids. The record is from RefSeq and is a predicted model, not a curated record. NCBI's taxonomy places the organism in Eukaryota, Fungi, Ascomycota, Saccharomycetes, Phaffomycetales, Wickerhamomycetaceae. Gene Ontology annotation, molecular function: structural constituent of ribosome. The transcript has a single exon. Gene Ontology annotation, cellular component: cytosolic small ribosomal subunit.
AUGCCACCAAAGAUUCAACAAUCAAAAGCUGCUAAAGCUGCUGCCGCCAUGGCCGGUGGUAAAAAAUCAAAGAAGAAGUGGUCCAAAGGUAGAGUUAAAGACAAAGCUCAACACAUUGUCAUUUUAGAUCAAGAAAAAUAUGAUAAAAUCGUUAAAGAUGUUCCAACUUUCAGAUACAUUUCAGUUUCUGUCUUAGUUGAUCGUUUAAAAGUUGGUGGUUCAAUUGCUCGUCAAGCUAUUCAACAAUUAGAACGUGAAGGUCAAAUUAAAAGAAUCUCUAGACAUUCAAGUCAAUUGAUUUACACCCGUGCUUCUGCUUCAGAAUAA